Messenger RNA from Cetraspora pellucida, 400 nucleotides. NCBI's taxonomy places the organism in Eukaryota, Fungi, Glomeromycota, Glomeromycetes, Diversisporales, Gigasporaceae. The record is from the annotation of a GenBank genome assembly.
AGAGUUGGUUAAGGUUCUUGAUAUUGCUUAUACAUGGAAGGCUGUCAUUUUACUCGACGAAGCAGAUAUCUACCUUGAAAAACGUAACACAGUUGAUCUGGUUCGUAACACAAUGGUUGGAAUAUUUUUACGUCUGCUAGAAUACUAUCAAGGUGUCAUUUUCCUGACAACAAAUCGGGUUAUAAGCUUUGAUGAUGCGCGUGCCGAUUUACCUCUCAAAGCUGAUGAAUUUGCUAAUUACGAUUUGAAUGGUCGUGAGAUCCGUAAUGUUCUUCACGCUGCACGAUUGUUGGCUAAGAAUAAAGGUAAAACGUUGUCUGCAGAAAACGUAAUUGAUGUUAUAAGCAUCGUUCAAGAAUUUAAACAAGAGACUAGUGAAAUGAAAAAAGAUAAUUAUUGA